Solenopsis invicta (red fire ant) is the source of this 16281-nucleotide messenger RNA. It is a transcript of the gene Sdb, whose product is annotated as titin. Gene Ontology annotation, biological process: microtubule anchoring. Gene Ontology annotation, molecular function: microtubule binding. Bases 740 to 13879 code for a protein of 4379 amino acids. NCBI's taxonomy places the organism in Eukaryota, Metazoa, Arthropoda, Insecta, Hymenoptera, Formicidae. The transcript is spliced from 6 exons. The record is from RefSeq and is a predicted model, not a curated record. Gene Ontology annotation, cellular component: ciliary basal body; centriole; sperm flagellum.
GGCAACGUCCCACGCCGAACGAAUAAGCCGCGUACGAAUGUGCAGAGACUCAUCGCGAAAAAGUAGGGGUGCCGCGCGGUGUUCUCCAGGCAUAAAAGAUCCAUGGUUGGUAUAUGUCAGUAUCAGUGACGGGAGAGAGGAACGGUGAGGAACGGUGGAGAACCGUGUGGUCACCUAGACCAGUGGCGGCGAGUAGCCGCCGAUGCCACAUCGACUCGCGAUAUCGGAGAGAAAACAUCGGUUCGCAUCUUUCGCAAUCACGAAUUUUGGAGCCGGCAUUGUCCGUGCGUGGUCGAAGAGAAAGACAGAGUUUCGAAAGGAACGAGCGAAAAGUACGCGCGAAGCUCGCGCAUAUAACUGACGCGGGCGAGAAAGUUCCGAGGAUUACACAGAAGAAACGAGUUUGUAAACGAGGCCGGUCAUAGCCGAGCUUCAGUUCGUCCGGGAGACUCGAAGAGUAGCGCGAGCGCGUGCGAGCGAACGAGCGAGUGGUGUAACGUAGUUAAGAUCGAGUGUUGACGAUAAACUGUUGUGCGCCGGCGAUAAGCGAGAGUUAUUUUCUAUUUAAGAUCUAAGAUCGAAGGCAAAGUUAGUGAUUGAAAAAUUAAUACGGUCGCGACUGUUGUUGUGCCAAUAGUAUCACUUUUUCGGUUUUUAUCGCAUUCACGAUCACAAGUCUUUUGCGCUUGUGUGAAAAAAUUAUUACCGAAUUCGACUGUGAAGGCGGCCAAAAGUCGCGAUGACUAUUCACAAGAAAGGUACGGUGUCAAAGACGAAGAAUGCGGGAAACGCAAAGAACGAAGUGACCACGACCUCGACGUCGUCGGACGUGACAACGACGGAGACGGUCGAGAUUGUGUCCUCGACCAGUGUUGUAGAGGAGUCGAGUCAGGUGAAGGAGAGCGAAUCCAGAAGUAGCAUGGUGGAGGUCACGAGUGCCAGUCGCGAGGUCAUCAUGGAUUCCAAAGGUAAUGUAAUCAAAGUUAUCGAGACACCUCCGCAGACUACUCAGCAAAGUUCGUUCACCCGAAAGGCGGGAAAAAGCUCUCAAGAUUUUAUAGCCGGGGAGCAAGUGCAAUCGAUUAAGCAAGCAAAGAUGAUGCACGAAAUUCCACGCGAGCACGCGACAUCUCUAUCGGAAAGACGCACAAUUCAAGAAGAAAUGACUGAACGUGCUGGUCAGUCUGUACAGACGCAAAGUCAAAGUACAUCCCAUUCGACGGUUCAGCAGUCGAGCUCUUCGAGCAUCGUGGUCGAGAGUUCAUCGGUGAGCGAAGAUCACAGUGGACAUCGCUCCACCGUUGUGAUUGCUCACGACGUCAAGGAUGAUGCUCACGUUCCCGUACUUCAGACGUCGUCAAGGUCCACCGAGAAUACUCACGUGAGUAGCGAGACAAGCGAAGCUCUAACGAAGGAUGGCCAAACGGUGUCGAGUAUUACGAGAAUACGCGAAAUGGAUGGAAAAAUCGACGACAACGGCAAAAUAAUGUCCACGUCGAGCCGGGAAGUUGACAGCGAGCAUACGGUUACGCCUUCCAAUGUGGCUGUCAUUAAAAAUAUCGAUGAUAUCAAGAGAACUGAUGAUAAGAGUACACGCAGCGAUUCGAAAUCAGCGAGAUCAAACAUCGAGAUAUCGACACGUUGCAACAAGCCCGGCCAAUCCACAUGGGAUGGCACGUUCGUCUAUGAGAAACCCAUUACUCCUAAGGGCAAAAGUGCCAUCGAUAAAACGGUACCCGUGAGUUCGAAGAUUCACGGUGACACGAGGGACAGUAAAACGAGCGUUAAAGUCACUCAAGAGGCCUCUUCAACCACAGGGAUAUCAGCUAUUGAUCAAAUAGUAACUUUGAGUUCAAGCGAGACUCGAGAUUCGAAAACGAUAGUCAAUGAAGGUCAACGGUCCGCGAUGACUCGCGAUAUCACAUCAGAGAAAACUGACGAGAGCACGACGGAUUUCACUGGCAAAAAGCAUCCAAAAGAAUCAAUUAGUUAUUCGAAACUCGGCGACUCGACGUGGGACGGAAGCUUUGUCGCAAAAAAAAUUACGACGCAACGACAUGAUGAUUCCGACGUGUUUCAUGGUCGCGGCGACAAUAUCGUGGAAACUACACAAAGAAAAGAUUUCAGAGAGAAGAGUGCAGAUGGUACGUAUGAGAAGGAGUCAUCCAAGACUAAGCGCAUCGUAAAAGGUACCACGGAUAGCACUAGAUUCAUUUCCGAAGAGCAACGUGACGUAAACAGAGAGAGCUCGAUCCAUGUCGAUGGCAUGCCGAGCAAGGAACAGCCUGCUCGCGUAUCCAGCCCGUCGCGACAAAGACCUGAUAAACUUGGCGAUUCUGCGUGGAACGGCGAAUUUCUUUAUGAAAAAUCGCAAGAUAAUGUGAAAAAACAUCCCUCAGACGUUACCGUUGUCCGUAGAACGGAGAAACAUCACGAUUCUGUGGAUGUUCAAGAUGUCAGCGAAGAACAGAACCUUUCAAAUGUCUCCGAAUCGAUCUCCACAUCUUACAUCGUCGAGUACGCGAUUUCGAGCGACAAGAAGAAUGUCGAGAAGGUCACGUCAGUGUCCGGGGUGAUCUUGGAGGAAGACGGUCCUGAGGACAAAGUCACGCGCGGUUCUGCAAGUCCGGAGAGACAGUCAAAACUGGAUACGACCUCGCGUUGUUACAAGCCUGGUCAAUCUGCCUGGGACGGCACCUUCGUCUACGAACGACCGGUGACACCUGAUAGCCGUCGAAGACCAGAAGACAAACGUACGGUAAAAACCAUUGAUAUUCGGGACGUUACAGAAGACAAUUCAAUUAACGAAGCGGAUAUCACGAGCGCCUCUUACAUCGUCGAGCAUUCAUCGAGUCAGCAGAGUUUCUCAGACGUCAGAGAUGCCAGUAGCGCGUCUACCAUGUAUGAAACAAUCGUUCACGAGGGACGUCCUGUCGAAACGACGAUUAGAUUUGACGGAGAUACAUCGCGAAGCAAAGUUUCGACAACGGAACGUCGAACUAGUCCCUCUUCACGACCUAGAAGCCCGGAGAAGACGCCGAAAGAUAGAGAUAUGCGUAGUACCAAACUCGGAUCGUCGACAUGGGACGGAACUUUCGUACUGGAAAAAUCGCAAGAGAAAACGCGACCACCUAGCAGAGAAUCCAUUGACGGCAAGCUACCGGAUAAACCUCGUCCAGCUGAUAGUAAAAAGACACCCACUGAUGCCUCAAAGAAACACGUUAGCAAGACUGUUAUCGAUUUCCAAGAUAUUACGCAAGAUGUAUCUAGAACAUCAGAUAUCUUAGAAAAUUCUUUCGUUAGAGAGCAAUCGAAGACGCACAAAAAUUACAUGGAUUCCUCUAAUCUCGAUUUCUCGACGACUUCCGUCGAAACUGUUAUUAUUCACGACGGUCAGCCGAUAACGACACAAAAAACAGUGACUAUUCAAGAAAGUUCUCGUAGCCCGGAGAGAAGGUUGCCUAGUAGUGAUGUAAUAACUACCGACGUUAAAGAGACCACUGUUAAAAGCCUCGAGAAGAAGGAGUCUCGCGCGGACGAUAAAAGUUACCGACCUCCGAAGCCAGGCUCAUCGACGUGGGACGGAUCGUUCGUGUAUGAGAAACCAGAGGAGAGACGACCAAGCGACAAAAAGUUAUCGAAAGAUACACAUAAAGUUGUCGUAGAUAAAUGGAGUCCAAUUAAAGAAAAACCGGCCGGCGGUGUUGAUCACAAAACAGUUACAAUAUUGGACACGUCAAAAGACGUAACGAGCGCUGCCGAUUAUUCUACGAGCUCUGUCACGGUCGAACAAACGUUCGUCACGGAUUCGGAGACAUAUGAUUCUUCAAAAACGAAUGUAUCAAAAACUUUUAUUAAAGGCACAGAUGAUAAGGUACGUGAAAUCGAUUACGAGAGACCGAAACAAUUAUUUGAUGGAAAACCUCAACCAUCGCCUCGACAACGUCCGGAGGAUGCUAAAGAGCCUAAACACGAGAAGCCGCAAAAAAGUCCGGUAGACAGAACGCAUCGACCGUCGAAGCCAGGUGCCUCCACCUGGGACGGAUCAUUUGUAUACGAGAAACCAGAAGAGAAAAGAACCGGAGAUCGUAAAAUACCAGAGAUACCAAAAGAUAAAUCUGAAACUCUAGAUAAACAAAGCCCUAUUAAAGAAAAAUCAAGUGACAUCGCUGAUCAUAAAACAUCUAUUACAAUACUGAACACAUCGAAAGAUGUCUCGAGUUCUGCCGACUAUACCAGCAGCUCCGUCACAAUUGAGCAAACGUACGUCACCGAUUCAAAGGCAUAUGAUUUGUCAAAUGUAUCUAAAAUUUUUAUCAAAGGGACGGAUGAUAAAGUACAUUCGAUCGAGUAUGACAGACCGAAACAGCCUGACGAAAGACCUAAACCGUCUCCUCGACAACGUCCGGAAGAUAUCGUGGAACCUAAAGAUGAAAAGCCACAAAAAAGUCCGGUGGACAGAACGCAUCGACCGUCGAAGCCGGGUGCCUCCACUUGGGAUGGUACUUUUGUGUACGAAAAGCCGCAGGAUUCGCGGAAGAAACCGACAGGUGACGAACCAACUGAGGUGCCGAAGAAACCGGUGGAAAAACAAAAAUCGAUUGAAAAAGAAAGAAAAUCAGUGGAACAGAAAGAAAAACCAAUGCCAACUCCGAUUUUGCGAAAGCCAACGGAUAAAGAAACGCAGAAAGACCUUACCGAGAUCAGAUGUGUCGAUGUCGCAGAUAUCACACGCGCGGGUAUCACGCGUACAUCCGAAGUGCUUCAGCAAUCCUCUUAUGUAAUCGAUCAGUCUUCGAGAUUCACGUCUGUGCAAGACGUGAGCGAUGUUAAGGACGAGCGUGUCAUCACUGAAUUUACGACAGACACACACAAGGAUGUGAGAGAUGUUACCGAAUCAACGAAGGAAUUUAUCGGUAAGGAACAGGUGACUAGUAUGGUAGCGCGGGAUGUCGUUGACGACACUCGAUUCGAUAUCAUCACUGGCCCGACAUCCCGGUCUCCAGAGGAUUUCACGAGGAAACCGUCGCCGGAGCGACCCGGUUAUCCUCGUGGAAUACCUGGACUCAGGGAGGACGAUCGACCGAAAUCGACUCCAAUUGCUGGAAAGCCUAGUCGAUCUCCGCAGCGCGAGAAAAGUCCUCAGCGACCAGCAGAACGUGGCAGACCUUCCGAAACUCGACCGAAAUCACCGGAAAAGAUUUGGGAUUAUACGUCGCCAACUAGAAAACCGCAGCCAGCGGCUGGCAAGCCGAGUCGACCCGAGGACAGACCUCUAGCACCUGGGAAACCCGAUAAAGAAUCUAGACCCACAAAACCUACAGAGAAGAGAUCGGCUGCGGAACCUAAACCUAGUCGAUUUUCUGAGAAGCCUGAAAAACCGAAGAGAUCGGAGCAAGACAAGCCUAAGCAAGGGGAUCAAAGUCCAGACUCUCUCGACGAGGACGUCGUCUAUCCUGAAUCAAUGCCGGUACCGGAUAUAUUGUCGAAAAUUCCUUUGAAGGAACAGUGCAUUUGCGAGCUUUGCACUUGUGGACGUCAUCGUUGCCCGCACAAUUGGCCUCAAGAACAUUUGGAGCUGCCUCAUGAAGAAUCGAUGCACAUUGCGACUUCCUACCGUCAAGAUUAUGAUGAAAAGCACGUGGAGAAACAAAUGAAAUUUUAUCAUGAAGACCACUUACAUACAGAGGGUGAAUUUAUCGGGCAGAGGCGAACCGAUUAUGGGGCUACUAAAGGGGAGAGAGCACCGAUCAAGAAACCAAAAGACAAUCUCAAACCGGAAGGCGAUUUUGUCGGCAAACCUCGAGAGGAAGCUCCGAAAUAUGGCGAACGAGCGCCAAUCACAAAACCGCAGGAUAACUUAAAAUUCGAAGGAGAUUUUGACACUACAACAACGGCCGAGCUGGUUUUCACCGGCAUUCCUGGCGAACGACCAACCCCGAUACGUCGUAAUACUUUUACGAAGAUAGAGGGUGAUUUUAUUGAUGAAACAACAACGCGAUCGCAAUACAUUGAUCAUCGUAGCAUCCAACGCGCUGAGAUCAUUAAACGAACGGAUAAUCUCACCGUAGGAGAGGGUGAAUUUACGGGUACUUCUCAUAUCAAGGAAGAUUUCCAGACUCAUGUUAUCGAACGUGAACCUCAGUGGCGACCAAAAUAUCCUGAAGAUAUCGAUCGGUUUUAUAGCAAAACUGAUAUCACUGACAGUACUACCACCUCUCAAGAGCAAUUUCGAACUUAUGAUCAGACAGAUUAUAAAAAUAUCACUGUUAUUAAAAGAGCUGACAAUUUGAAACCUGAAGGAUCCUUCGAAGCAUUGCCUCACACAAAGGAUGAUUACAUCACACCAAUAUUGCUGCGCAGACCAGAACCACAAAAGCCUAAAGAUAAUUUAAAACCUACAGGACCAUUCGAAGGACGACCUAAAGAUGAUUAUACACCUAAGCACGGUGAACGCUACGAAGUGAAAAAGCCAGAGGAUAACUUGCGCCCUGAAGGACCGUUCGAAGGACGACCUAAAGAUGAUUACAAACCUACCAGAGGUGAACGCGCUGAUGUCAGACGCCCUGAGGAUAACUUAAGACCUGAAGGACCAUUCGAAGGCCGCCCUAAAGAUGAUUAUGCACCUAAGCGUGGCGAGCGCUAUGAAAUAAAACGACCAGAAGAUAACUUACGGCCUGAGGGACCAUUCGAAGGACGACCUAAGGAUGAUUAUCGGCCAACCAAAGGAGAGCGAGCUGAUGUUAAAAGACCACAGGAUAAUUUGAAACCAGAAGGACCGUUUCAAGGACGUCCAAAAGAUGAUUUUGUUCCGAAGACAGCGGAACGCCCUGAAGUGAAGCGACCGAAAGACAAUUUACGGCCUGAAGGUCAUUUUACGGAUCGUCCAAAAGACAAAUAUACACCCGGCGAGAAACGCACUCCAAUCAAACAUUUGGAUAACUUGUAUCCUGAAGGAGAUUUCGAAAGACCUGAGCCGAUGCCUUAUGGUCCUGGUGAUAGAGCAUCUAUCGUUCGCCAUCCAGAUAAUUUAUUCCCAGAAGGAAAAUUUCCGGAUAAAAAAGUCGAGCCAUUCAGACCUGCUGAACGUAGAACGCCCAUUAAACAUGACGAUAAUCUUCGCCCAGAAGGUGACUUCGUAGGAAGACCUAAGGAUGAUUACAGACCGACCAAAGGGGAACGUGCCGAUGUUAAACGUCCUGAAGAUAACUUACGACCGGAGGGUCCGUUCGAUGCUCGCCCUAAAGAUGAUUUUACUCCAAAGACAGCGGAACGCCCUGAAGUGAAGCGACCGAAAGACAAUUUACGGCCUGAAGGUCAUUUUACGGAUCGUCCAAAAGACAAGUAUAUACCUGGCGAGAAACGCACUCCAAUCAGACAUUUGGAUAACUUGUAUCCUGAAGGAGACUUCGAAAGACCUGAGCCGAUACCUUAUGGUCCUGGUGAUAGAGCAUCUAUCGUUCGCCAUCCAGAUAAUUUAUUCCCAGAAGGAAAAUUUCCGGAUAAAAAAGUCGAGCCAUUCAGACCUGCUGAACGUAGAACGCCCAUUAAACAUGACGAUAAUCUUCGCCCAGAAGGUGACUUCGUAGGAAGACCUAAGGAUGAUUACAGACCGACCAAAGGGGAACGUGCCGAUGUUAAACGUCCUGAAGAUAACUUACGACCGGAGGGUCCGUUCGAUGCUCGCCCUAAAGAUGAUUUUACUCCAAAGACAGCGGAACGCCCUGAAGUGAAGCGACCGAAAGACAAUUUACGGCCUGAAGGUCAUUUUACGGAUCGUCCAAAAGACAAGUAUAUACCUGGCGAGAAACGCACUCCAAUCAGACAUUUGGAUAACUUGUAUCCUGAAGGAGACUUCGAAAGACCUGAGCCGAUACCUUAUGGUCCUGGUGAUAGAGCAUCUAUCGUUCGCCAUCCGGAUAAUUUAUUCCCAGAAGGAGAAUUUCCGGAUAAAAAAGUUGAGCCAUUCAGACCUGCUGAACGUAGAACGCCCAUUAAACAUGACGAUAAUCUUCGCCCAGAAGGUGACUUCGUAGGAAGACCUAAGGAUGAUUACAGACCGACCAAAGGAGAACGUGCCGAUGUUAAACGUCCUGAAGAUAACUUACGACCGGAAGGUCCGUUCGAUGCUCGCCCUAAAGAUGAUUAUUUGCCCAAGCGUGCCGAACGCCCUGAAGUGAAACGUCCGGAAGAUAAUUUACGUCCCGAAGGCGACUUUGAGAGACCAGAGAAAUCAUCUAUUGGUCCAGCAGAAAGACGUACUCCAAUUAAACAUCCGGAUAAUCUUCGACCAGAAGGCAAAUUUGAACGACCUCGUCAGGAUGGUUAUCGCCCAGCAGAAAAACCAGAAGUUAAAAAACCAGUAGACAAUUUGAGGCCAGAAGGUACAUUUGAGAGACCACGUCCUGGAAAAUAUGCUCCAGCCGAGAAACGAACACCGGUGAAACAUCCAGAUAAUCUUAAGCCGGAAGGUGAAUUUAUUGCUGGACCAAAACAAGAUUUCAUACCUACAAAAGGUGAUCGCGCUGAAGUUAAAAGACCUACGGAUAAUCUAAGACCGGAAGGUCCAUUCGAAGGUCGUCCAAAAGAUGACUAUCGCCCGGUGCGUGGAGAACGCAUGGACGUUGUUAAACGCACGGACAAUUUGCGUAUGGAAGGAGAUAUAGAAACAUAUAGAUCCAGAGAUGAAUAUACCGAUUUCUUAAUACGCGAAAGAACUGAAAUUACUAAAUAUCAAGACAAUUUACGUAUGGAAGGUGAAUUUAUUGAUACAAGAACGCGAGAUGAUUUUAAAGUCGUUAAAGGCGAACGCAUGGACGUUGUUAAACAUCGUGAUAAUUUAAAACCAGAAGGUCCAUUCGAAGGUCGUCCUAAAGACGAUUACUUGCCUAAGAGAGCUGAGAGACCUGAAAUUAAAAAGCCGGAUGAUAAUUUGAAACCAGAAGGCGAUUUCGUACGUCGACCUAAGGAAGAAGCACCUAAAAAAGGAGAGAGAGCUGACGUAAAAAAACCAAAAGACAACUUGCGGCCAGAAGGUGAUUUUGAAAGACCAGAGAAAAAACCAAUCAGUCCAGCAGAGAGACGAACCCCGAUUAAACAUUCUGAUAAUCUGAAACCAGAAGGCGAGUUCGAGAGACCGCAGCCUGAAGAAUACAAACCUGCUGAAAGGCCCGUCGUAAAGAAGCCGCAUGAUAAUUUAAAGCCAGAAGGCAAAUUCAUAUCUAGACCGAAGGAAGAAGAACCGAAGAAGGGUGACAGAGCCGAUGUCAGAAAGCCACAAGACAAUUUGCGACCAGAAGGUGAUUUUGAAAGACCAGAAAAGAAGCCAAUUGGUCCCGCUGAACGACGUUCUCCGAUCAAACAUUCUGAUAAUCUGAAACCGGAAGGUGAUUUUGAGAGACCUCGGCCUGAAGAAUUUAAACCUGCUGAGAGACCUGUUGUAAAAAAACCACACGAUAACUUGAAGCCAGAAGGCGAGUUUAUAUCUAGAUCAAAAGAAGAAGCACCAAAGAAGGGUGACAGAGCUGAUGUCAGAAAGCCACAAGACAACUUGCGACCAGAAGGUAAUUUUGAGAGACCAGAGAAAAAACCAAUUGGUCCAGCAGAGAGACGAACCCCGAUUAAACAUUCUGAUAAUCUGAAACCAGAAGGCGAGUUCGAGAGACCGCAGCCUGAAGAAUUUAAACCUGCCGAAAGACCAAUUGUAAAGAAGCCACAUGAUAACUUGAAACCAGAAGGUGAGUUCGUAUCUAGACCAAAAGAAGAAGUACCAAAGAGGGGUGACAGAGCCGAUGUCAGAAAGCCACAAGACAACUUGCGACCAGAAGGUAACUUUGAAAGGCCGGAAAAGAAGCCAAUUGGUCCUGCUGAACGACGUUCUCCGAUUAAACAUUCUGAUAAUCUGAAACCAGAAGGCGAAUUCGAGAGACCGCAGCCUGAAGAAUUUAAACCUGCCGAAAGACCAGUCGUAAAGAAGCCACACGAUAACUUGAAGCCAGAAGGUGAUUUCGUAUCUAGACCAAAAGACGAAGCACCGAAGAAAGGUGACAGAGCUGAUGUCAAAAAACCACAAGAUAACUUGCGACCAGAAGGUAGCUUUGAAAGGCCGGAAAAGAAACCAAUUGGUCCUGCUGAACGGCGUUCUCCGAUUAAACAUUCUGAUAAUCUGAAACCGGAAGGUGAUUUUAUUGGUAAACCGAAAGAAGAUUUCAUACCUACGAAAGGUGAUCGCGCUGAUGUUAAAAGACCUACGGAUAAUCUAAGACCGGAAGGGCCAUUCGAAGGUCGACCAAAAGAUGACUAUCGACCGGUGCGUGGAGAGCGCAUGGAAGUUGUUAAACAUACGGACAAUUUACGUAUGGAGGGAGAUAUAGAAACGUAUAGAUCAAGGGAUGAAUAUACCGAUUUCUUAAUACGUGAAAGAACUGAAAUUACUAAAUAUCAAGACAAUUUACGUAUGGAAGGUGAAUUUAUUGAUACAAGAACGCGAGAUGAUUUCAAAGUCGUUAAAGGUGAACGCAUGGACGUUGUUAAACAUCGUGACAAUUUAAAACCAGAAGGUCCAUUCGAAGGCCGUCCGAAAGAUGAUUACUCGCCGAAGAAAGCAGAGAGACCUGAAAUUAAAAAGCCGGAUGAUAAUUUGAAACCAGAAGGCGAUUUCGUACGUCGACCUAAGGAAGAAGCACCUAAAAAAGGAGAGAGAGCUGACGUGAAAAAACCAAAAGAUAAUUUGCGACCGGAAGGUGAUUUUGAAAGGCCAGAGAAAAAACCAAUCGGUCCUGCAGAGAGACGUACGCCAAUUAAACAUUCUGACAAUCUGAAACCAGAAGGUGAAUUCGAAAGACCUCAGCCUGAAAAAUUCAAACCUGCCGAAAAACCAGUUGUAAAGAAACCACAUGAUAACCUGAAGCCAGAAGGCGAGUUUGUAUCUAGGCCGAGAGAAGAAGCGCCUAAAAAAGGAGAAAGAGCUGACGUGAAAAAACCGAAAGACAAUUUGCGGCCGGAAGGUGAUUUUGAAAGACCGGAAAAGAAGCCAAUUGGUCCCGCUGAACGACGUUCUCCGAUCAAACAUUCUGAUAAUCUAAAACCGGAAGGCGAAUUUGAGAGACCUCGGCCUGAACAAUACAAACCUGCGGAAAGACCUGUUGUAAAGAAGCCACACGAUAACUUAAAGCCCGAGGGCGAGUUCGUAUUUAGAUCAAAGGAAAAAGCGCCGAAGAAAGGUGACAAAGCCGAUGUCAGAAAGCCACAAGACAAUUUGCGACCUGAGGGCGACUUUGAAAGACCGGAGAAGAAACCAAUUGGUCCCGCUGAACGACGUUCUCCGAUCAAAUAUUCUGAUAAUCUGAGACCUGAAGGUGAAUUUGAAAGACCUCUGCCUAAAGAAUUUAAACCUGCUGAAAGGCCCGUUGUAAUGAAGCCAAACGAUAACUUGAAGCCCGAAGGCGAAUUCACAUCUAGACCGAAGGAAGAAGCACCGAAGAAAGGUGAUAGAGCCGAUAUCAGAAAGCCUCAAGACAACUUGCGACCAGAAGGUGAUUUUGAAAGGCCGGAGAAGAAACCAAUUGGUCCCGCUGAACGACGUUCUCCGAUCAAACAUUCUGAUAAUCUUCAUUUAGAUGGAGUUUUUGUUGGCAGACCUAAAGAAGAUACUCCGUUAAAGGGUGAUCGGGCAGAUGUGAAGAAACCAAAGGAUAAUCUUCACGUUCCCGAAGGAGAAUUCGCGAAACGUUUCCCGAAGAAGGUGGAACCGGCUGAACGAAGAACUCUUAUCAAACACGAAGACAAUCUGCAUCUCGAAGGAGAUGUUGUUUACAUGGUGCCUAAGGACGACUUUACUCCAAAGAGAGGAGAUCGUUCGCCAGUUAAAAAACCUCAGGAUAAUCUUCGUCCCGAAGGUGAAAUGGAAAUAUCUCCAAAGGACGAUUAUAAGUAUGUAAACGGAGAACGCGCGGAAGUACGUCGGCAUGAGGAUCAUCUGCGCAUGGAGGGACAAAUGGACAUUCAUCGUUCGAGAGAUGACUAUAAGAAAAUUACGAGAGUGGAGAAAGUGGAUGUUAAGAGACGCGAGGAUAAUCUCAGAAUGGAAGGUGAAUUUAUCGACGUGCGUCGUAAGGAUGAUUAUGUGCACGUAGUUGGUGAGCGCGUACCGAUUAAAAAACAUCCGGACAAUCUACGGCCAGAAGGAGAUUUCUCUCUCGACAGACCUCAGACCGUGGUCGGCCCCGCGGAGAGAAGAUCGCCAAUUAAACAUGCAGAUAAUUUGAAGCCAGAGGGUGACUUCGAGCGUAGAACUCCGGGUAAGAUUGGUCCUGGCGAGCGACGAUCGCCGAUUCGUCAUGCUGAUAACUUGAAGCCAGAGGGUGAUUUUAUGGGACGCCCACGCGAUGAUUUCACUCCUAAGAGAGCAGAGAGAGCCGAAGUUGUAAAAAGAGAAGAUAAUCUAAAGAUGACAGGCGGUUUCGAAGGUACUACAUCUCACAAGUCGACCUAUACGGUAGUUCGUGGCGAGCGAGCAGACAUCAAGUCACACGAAGAUAACUUAAAGAUCAGCUCUGGCACUAUGGAAACAAAAACAACUACCAGAGAUAGUUAUACACCUUCUAAACAUGAACCUUCUCCCGGUAGAACGGUAAAUCGUCGCAGGCACGUAGAAUCGUCUAUCUCGCUUGGUGACGAUACCACUAGGAUGAUUACGACGAAUCAACGUAAUUAUAAUACCUACACGAAGCGUACUGGAAAAGAUAUCGCUACAAAGAUGGGUCAGAUGGAAUCGGAUACUAGAAAGACCAUGGAAUCACAAACUUUGGCAGAUGGAACUGUCGUUACGACCGUAAAACGUACAACGACUUCCGCUCAGUCCAAUCAGAGAGCCACCAAUGCCCAAACUAUCACUCAUCAUCAGCAAGCGCAACAUGUCACGGACCGUCGUACCAUUCAAGGAGGAUCGAGGAUUGAGGACAAAUCGAUCACAGAAGGACUAAAUCAGCGAGGGCAAAUCAUACGAGGGGAAGAUACUUCUCAUUACACUAUGAACGCUACGCACGGUGAGUUUCAUAAACAGCAACAUCAGCAACAUCAGCAACAACAUCACGUUGAGCGUCAUCAUCAGGAAAUGACCAUGCGCGAUUUCGUGAACACGCAACAUAUGGAAAAUAGACAGAGAUCCGCGACGAAACAGCACGAGCAACACACAAUCUCUAGUCAAGCGCGAUAUAAUUCAAACAGCCCGGAAUUCCGGCAGUCGGUCAAUGGGCAAACGAGCGUGGAACGAUCGCAAAUAGACUCAACUGCGAAAUUCAGUCACCACCGCAAGAACGUGAUAUCCUCUUCGUCGGCUGACGUCAGCAACGCGGUGCUUCACCGACGCGGCGCCGCUACUUCUACAGAGGCGCUUCACACGAUCUCGUCGACGGCGGCGGAUCAGCGCAAGAGCAUUUCGAAUCUGGCUGAAAGCGGACGAUACAUCAGUAAUUCGACUCAGAGCAACGACAGACAUAGCUUGACUUCGCUGCAUCGCAGUUCUAAAGAAGUCAAUCCCUGGGCCUCUUCUAGCUAUGAACGCCCUCAGAGAAUCGUUCGACAGGAUAAUCUGACUGUUGGAGCAGGGAAGUUUUAUUCGCAAAGUGAGGCAAAGAGUUAUGGCAAUUUCUCACAGAAUACUCAGAAAGUAGAAAGGAUCCAGAGGCAAACAAAUGCAUCUCACAUUAAUUUGGGUGAUGGUAGUACCGUCAGUUCUAGCAUAUAUAAAAAAGAAUACGUUCCUAGGCACAGAGGACCGUGUCCAGCAACUCUUUUGGAAGCUAAACAGGCGCCUUUCAAGCACACGAGAGACACGCCAAAGCACAAGUUUUACAUGCCCGUCGUGUCAUCUAAUUAAAUUGGUCUAUAAAACUUAAUAUUUUAUUCAUUUUUUUGUCAAAAAUUAUUGAGUAAUGAUACUGAGAUAUUGAAAUUAAAAUUUCACUUGGUGAGGGUAGUAUAAUUGUACACAUUUAUAAUCAUACAUAAUAUUUUGAAAGUUAUAUAUCGACCAUCGAGUAAAAAUAUAUGUAAUAAUUAUAAUUAAUUAUACAUACAAAAGUUAAUAAUAAUUAAUUAUAAUUAAUUAUUAUUAUGCUAUUAAUUAUGAAUUACAAUCAUUAUGGAAAGAAUAAUUUUACAUAUAGCAUUUAAAAAAUUGGCUUGAUACAGAUUAAAUAAUUUUAUGUUGUACCAUCAGAAUAAUUAUGUAGGAUGUCCAAGCAUGAUAAGAUUGCAACAACAGUUUUAUCAAAUUAAACAUCUGAUAUAAUUUUUAAAUGAUUCAACAUAAUUAUUUUCAAAUUUGUGUUUCAGCAAAAUUGUUCUUUCCGUAUAAAUAAAAUUAUAUAUAUCACAUAUUAAAAAUUUUAUUUUGCAAAGUACUGAAAUUCUGCCAAGGUUAACAAUUAAAUAAUCCGAAAAGGAUUUCCUCGAUAAUACUGUGAUGAUAUCUUGCGCUGUUGAAAUGAAUUAAUUUAUAUUUUAUAGCCAUAGAAAAAUUAUUCUGUGUAAAAACAACUAUGGCUACUUGUUUCUAAAUCAUGAUAUUAAUGGAUGAGAUUUGAUCCGAAAUAUAAAUAUCUCUUGUACAGCAAUAUUAAAUGUAAACUGUUAAAAUAGACUUACUAUAUGCGGUUUCUUUUUAGGAUGCAGUCGCAAAUGAAAAUAUUUAUAUGGUCGAUAUAUAAGUAUCGAUUACUACUAACUUUUAUCUGCCCACGAGCAGGUAGCCGCCCAUUAUGUAUUUCUUUCAUCUUAAAAUACGUGUAUACAAAGCAAUAAUUAGAGCUUAAAUUCAUACGGUCGGAUCUAAUAGAAUAUUAGUUUCGUCCGAUAAUUAGGAUAGUAGGCGCAUUAUGUUAUUCUAUUUCGCUGACUUUGAUGUAAUGUGAAAUUUUUAAAUUGCAGUUACUUUCUUGCUUAUGUUUUAUUUAAUUUUCAGCUUAUUUUAUUGUCACUUUUGUUUGGCAUCGUGUAAGCAUAUAUUUUCAAAUAUUAAAUGCAAGACGUAUCAUUUUCUUUUCUUUUUUGCUUUAAUACUCAUUAUAAAUAAGUAACUCAAUUCUUGGAUGUUAGUUUAUUUCAAACUUUAUAUUGAACAUUAUUUUAGUCAAAUAAAUCGAUUUGUAAUUAUUUGUUGCAUGAGUUUUAUUUGUUACCAUUUUAUUUAUUUUAUUAACACAUUCACGCGAUCGAACAGCGCAUAUGUGGUAGAAGAAUAUUAUCAUUUGUUGCUCAUACAAUACAAUGUGCUCCUGUAUAUAUAGCUGUCUUAUAGAGGUUAAUUAACAGGUAAAAAAUUAUAUUAUAAAUAAAUCGAAUUAAAAACGAUUAGAAAUUAAGAUUUAAGAUUUUAAUUGUUGAGGUCUAAUUCAAAAUAGGUUGCGCGUAUCAAUUUUAUUAAAUAAAUUAAGUCAAAGGAUCUGCCAUUAAAAAAUAACGUAAUAGAAAUGUAUAUAUGUAUAUUGAAGUUGACAAUCAGAUCCUUAUUGAUAUUAUUAGCAUGGCCAUAGGCUGUUCGCAAAUAAUGUGAAUGGAUAAAGCUUUAUCGGCCCCAUUGCUGAUAUAAAAAAAAAUCGCAUUUAUGUUCCUAAUUCUUUCAUAAACUCGAAUGCAUAGACAAUAAUGGCUCUGGUGUGUAUACUAGAUUUUACGCACUUUAGAGGUAUAUAAAUCUAAAUAUAUUGAGAGAUAUUAGAAAACGUUAUUUUUUUACUGUAUUUUUACUAGAUUCUAAAAUUUAUAUAAUACAUAUGGCAGUAUCUAAAAUAUAUCUGUACCUCAAGUCAAAACUAAAUUAGGUAAAUGAGCGCAAACGAAUGAACAACUUGUGACUGCAGUUUACAUUCAUUGAAGUAAGUUGUUUAUUCAUAUUUAUUAGCACACUUGCUUGAUUUGGAUCCCGUUAAAAUAAUAACUUUUGAUCAAGCGGAACAUUUAAUAAUAUAAAAUAUGAUAUAUUAUAAUUCGCGCAAAAUGGCAUUGCUAUUUUACAUGUAUCAAUCAUUAUACAGAUAAGUUAUACAGAUAAAUAAGUAGAAAAAUAGCAAACUCAAAAAUGUAAAUGAUUGUAAAUUUAGAAUUUUAGAUAAGCACAAUAAAAAAUAGUGUAUUUUACAUUUUUUAAAUUUUGUGACGUAGGAAGAUUUUGCAUGCUAAUAGAUUUUUAUUAAAAUUGAAUUCUUCGUAAUCAUGAGUAAAAAUUCAUUUAUAUGCCAUUCUUAUAAAACAAGUAAUUAAAAAAUGAAUAUAUUGAUA